AUGUCGGUCGUCGGUCUCGACCUCGGGACGCAAAACAGUGUCAUUGCUGUUGCGCGGAAUAAGGGUGUCGAUGUCAUCACCAACGAAGUCUCGAACCGUGCGACUCCCUCCCUCGUAGGCUUUGGUCCUAAGGCACGAUACUUGGGCGAGUCCGCAAAGACGCAGGAAGUCUCGAACCUCAAGAACACCGUCGGCUCCCUCACACGACUCGCCGGCCGCUCAUUACAAGAUCCCGAUGUACAGAUCGAGCAAGAGUUUGUCUCGGCGCCGCUGUGCGAGGUCAAUGGCCAGGUCGGCGCCGAGGUCACAUACAUGGGCGAGAAGCAGAAGUUCUCAGCUACCCAGCUGAUUGCCAUGUUCCUCACCAAGAUCCGUGACACCGCAUCGAAAGAGCUGAGACUACCCGUGAACGACAUGGUCAUCUCCGUUCCAGCAUGGUAUACCGACGCACAGCGUAGAGGCUUGUUGGACGCAGCAGAGGUGGCCGGCUUGAAGGUGCUCCGAUUGAUCAACGAGACAACCGCGACCGCUCUUGGCUACGGUAUCACAAAGCUCGACCUACCGACCGCAGAGGAGAAGCCACGACGAACCGCAUUCAUCGACAUUGGUGCUAGCAAUUACACCGCGACAAUCGCAGAGUUCCGCAAGGGUGAGCUCAAGAUCAUCUCUACCGCCUACGACAGGCAUUUCGGUGGUCGCAACUUCGACAAGGCCAUUGUCGACCACUUCAGGGACGAAUUCAAGGAAAGAAACAGGAUUGACAUCUACGAGAACCCCAAGGCGCGUGUGCGUGUCGCAGCGGCAGUCGAGAAGCUGAAGAAGGUCCUAUCUGCCAACGCAAUGGCACCAAUCAACAUCGAGUCCCUCAUGAACGAUGUGGACGUACGAGGCAUGCUUAAGCGUGAGGAAAUGGAAGAACUCCCAGGUGUCAAGGCCCUCCUGCAGCGUGCAACCGUGCCCCUCGAGCAGGCUCUCGCAGAUGCCAAGCUCAAGGCGGAAGACAUCGACUUCGUUGAGCUUGUUGGUGGUUGCACUCGUGUACCAGCACUCAAGGCCGCUAUCCAGAACUUCUUCGGCAAGCCACUCAACUACACCAUGAACGCCGACGAGGCCAUCGCCAGAGGCUGCGCUUUCAGCUGUGCCAUCCUUUCGCCAGUUUUCCGUGUCCGCGACUUCAGCGUGCAGGACGUGGUCAACUACCCAAUCGAGUUCGCCUGGGAAAAGUCGCCGGACAUUCCAGACGAAGACACCAACCUCACCGUCUUCAACCGAGGCAACGCGAUGCCAUCGACCAAGAUCCUCACAUUUUACCGCAAACAGCCAUUCGAGCUCGAGGCCAAGUACGCCAAGCCUGAGCAGCUUCCCGGUAAGAUCAACCCAUGGAUUGGUCGAUUCAGCGUGAAGGGCGUCAAGGCAGAGGGCAAGGAGGAUUUCAUGAUCUGCAAGCUCAAGGCUCGCCUGAACCUGCACGGUGUGCUCAACGUCGAGCAAGGAUACUACGUAGAGGAGCAGGAGAUUGAAGAGCCUAUUACAGAGGAGAAGAAGGACGGUGAUGUGAGUACUAUCCAGCAUUUGAAUUCUGUGCGACCUGCUUUUAUUUCGAGCGAAGAGGAGGAAAGAUCGCUCGAGUGCACAGCAACCGACUUGCGGAACCUGCGCAGCUCUCCGGAGCAAGAUCGAGCGGCAAAGCGAUCGAAGCCGAACGAACCAUUGCUGACAAACCGACAGGCAAUGGACACCGAUGAUAAGGCCAACGGCGAGGCCAAAGCACCCGUCAAGACGCGCAAGGUCAAGAAGCAAGUCCGCAAGGGCGACCUCCCUCUGUCCGCCGGCACCGCCUCGCUCGACCAGGCUGCCAAGGACAACUACAUGGAGAAGGAAGGCCAGAUGGUGUCAGAGGACAAGCUUGUCGCGGAGACCGAAGACAAGAAGAACGAGCUCGAGUCGGAGAUCUACGCCAUGCGUGCGAAGAUCGAGGAGCCAUACGAGAGUAACGGAUACUCAGACUUUGCCAGUGAUGAGGAGAAGGAGAAGAUUCGGGCGAAGUGCGAAGAGCUCGAGGACUGGCUUUACGACGACGGCGAAGAUGCCAAGAAGGCACAAUACGUCGCCAAGCUUGACGAACUCCGCGCAUCUGCUGGCCCAGUUAUCCAGCGCUUCAACGACAAGCGACAAGAAGAGGAAGACGCACGAAGAAGGAUCGCCGAAGAGGCCGCAGCCAAGAAGCGCGCAGAAGAGGAGGCAGCAAAGAAGGCCGCCGAGGAGAAGCGGAAAGCUGAGGAGGCUGCAAAGAUUAUGAACGAUGGCUCUGAUGCUGCCCCGCAGAAGCCGGACGAGGAGAUGAAGGAUGCCGACCAACCUGCUGAGGUCGAGGAGGCUUAG
Messenger RNA from Fulvia fulva, 2382 nucleotides. RefSeq names its product Heat shock protein hsp88. Gene Ontology annotation, molecular function: ATP binding; ATP-dependent protein folding chaperone. Gene Ontology annotation, cellular component: nucleus; cytosol. The transcript is spliced from 4 exons. Gene Ontology annotation, biological process: protein folding. The coding region runs from base 1 to 2382 and encodes 793 amino acids. Lineage: Eukaryota; Fungi; Ascomycota; Dothideomycetes; Mycosphaerellales; Mycosphaerellaceae. The record is from RefSeq and is a predicted model, not a curated record.